Messenger RNA from Copidosoma floridanum, 962 nucleotides. Its product is annotated as annexin B9. The record is from RefSeq and is a predicted model, not a curated record. NCBI's taxonomy places the organism in Eukaryota, Metazoa, Arthropoda, Insecta, Hymenoptera, Encyrtidae.
CAUAUUCAUCUCAACAAUACAUGCAAAAUCAUUGUGGCUUAGCCCAAGGUUUGUAUCCAAAUUUGGGUACCCCAGGAAUAUCUGAUCCCUCCCGUCCUAUGCACGGUAACAGUUUUCCUCACCAGGGUGGAGCCUAUUCGGGGGGUCAGGGUAGUGGUGGGAGCUUUAGCUACGGAGGACAUGUACCACAUAUUCCACAGGCCCCUCGAAUGAGGUCCCAAACUAAGCUUUCCCCAACUGUAGUUCCUAAUGAUCCUUUUAACCCAACCCAAGAUGCGGAGAUUUUGCGGAAAGCUAUGAAAGGCUGGGGAACAGAUGAGAAAUCCAUCAUUCAAGUGUUGGCUAAUCGUACUAACUUACAGCGCUUGCAAAUCGCAUUUGAAUUCAAAACAUUGUAUGGCAAGGAUCUGGUUGAAGAUUUAAAAUCUGAAACAUCUGGUAACUUUGAAAAUCUGUUAGUUGCAAUGAUGACACCUUUACCACAGUAUUAUGCGAAGGAGUUAUACGAUGCCAUGAGUGGAGUUGGUACUGAUGAGACUGUUUUGAUUGAAGUAUUAUGUACUAUGUCAAAUCAUCAAAUCAACGUAAUUAAACAGGCAUAUGAAGCUUUGUUCGGAAAUUCGUUAGAGAAUGAGUUAAUGGCAGAUACUUCUGGAAGUUUUAAACGUUUAAUGGUGUCUCUAUGCUGUGGCAACAGAGAUGAGUCAUUUGAUAUUGAUCCAGUAGGUGCUGUUGAAGACGCAAGGAAACUACUUCAAGCAGGAGAAAUUCGUUUUGGUACCGAUGAGUCGGCAUUUAACGCGAUUCUCGUCCAAAGGAAUAUCCCUCAAUUACAUAUGAUUUUUAAUGAGUAUCAGAACAUAACUGGCCACGACAUCGAGGAAGCUAUUAAAAAUGAGUUUUCGGGUGAUAUUGAGAAAGGCUUACUUGCCAUUGUUAAGUGUGUGAAGAACAGAGCAGGA